CAAAAUGCUACGUCUAUAUGAAGAAUCACAGGCCUAUAGAAUUCAUUCUGCAUUGGUUGGGGACUUCGUAGGAGUACUAAGGACGUAAUAAUUAGCCAAAUUACUGUUUUUAUAUACUCAUACAGAAUUACAGAUAGUUGAAAUUAGUAGGACCAUGGGAUUCACUGAGAUAUGGCUGCUACUGAUUACAUUGACACUAGUGAAGGCCUCCAUAAAUUCAGCAAACACAAAUCAGAAUUUUACUCUGCCUUCAAAUUGUCGCAACCAAACAUGUGGGGAUAUUGAAAUUGAGUAUCCUUUUGGCAUCGGCAAUGGUUGCUUUUAUGCUGCUGAAUUUAAUCUUACUUGUUCAUAUGAUUCCGAUCCUCCAAGACUCCUAUUGGGGGAUAGCAAUUUACAAGUAAAGGACUUUGAUAUGAAUGUGCCAUUGGUUUACAUUGAAUCACCAUAUGUCAUAUUGGAUGUAGAUAAGGAGUCGAUCAACACCACACUAAUCGAUCUCAAGAAUUUGCCAUUCUCUAUGAAUAGACAAUUUUAUUUUCAACAAGCAUCCCGGUCGACAACAAAUACAAACUUCUUGUACGUGCUUGGUUGCAAUGCUACUGCUAGCAUAGUUGAUCUUGUAACCAAUAGCAUCGUGGCUGCUUGCUCAUCAAUAUGCACUUCCAAUAAUACUUCAACAAUUGAUUAUGGAUUUACGUCUGGCAAUGGAUUCUGUAGUAUUGAUUUGUGGUACCUGAAAUCUAACCAGACUUCAUUGGCUAUUCAAUUAUCUCGCGCCAAUGAGAAUGAGAAUGAGAAUGAGAAUAGUGAUAUGACUACCAACAUCACAGCCAUCUUAUGCACUGAAUGUGAUCCCCUUGAUGAAACGGAACUCGAAAGAUUUAUAAAAAGGGAAAACAAAACAAGAGCAGAGAUCUCUCUCUAUUGGUACAUCAAUAAUGACCGUCGUCUUUCGUGUAAAGAGGCCAAGAAUUAUUCAGCCACUUAUGCCUGUCGCAGUCCGAAUAGUGACUGCUACGACAUCUUCGAUACUGACGGAUUUCAUGGAUAUAUUUGUCAAUGCCCUUUGGAUUAUUACGGAAAUCCAUACUUACCGGAUGGUUGCCAAUUAGAUACAAAUUUUACACAUAUUCCUGCAAAGGAUUGUCCAAACAAAUGUGGAAAUAUCACAGUCCCUUUUCCAUUUGGUUUAAAGGAGAAGUGUUAUCGAUCACAAGAGUUUGCCCUAUCAUGCAAGGAGUCAACUCAGCCUCCAACUCUCCUUUAUGAUAACAAUUUCAAAGUGAAUGCAAUUUCAUUAGAGGAUGUGCAAUUGGAGCUGCUACAAUAUGAUGAACGAUAUGGAUUAGUAUCCGAGAAAUAUUUCCCUUCAAAAGAAGAACAUCACAGCUCAUGUUUGGACGUGAAUAUCACAAAAGAUGAUUACGAGUAUUCAGCAUAUCGAUGCGAAUGCAUUGGAGGCUACGAGGGAAACCCUUACAUUGAUGAUGGAUGUCAAGAAAUCGGCCCAUGCAAUUCUUCUUCAAAUGUUUGCAAAGGAAUUUGCACAAACAUAAAAGGUGGUUUCAAUUGUACAUGUCCCUUGGGAACAUCAGGAGAUCCUCUAAAUGGACCGUGCAUCCCAAACAAAAAGAAAAUUCUUUUAUUAGGGGUCCUUGUUGGUGCAAGCAGUGGAAUAUUUCUUUUGUUCUUAUGCAUUACAUUGGUCAUCCUAAAUAGGAAGUGGAAUGAGAGAUAUCAAAAGAAAAUAAGACAAAGAAAUUUUCAUCAGAAUCAUGGCUUAUUGCUUCAACAACUAAUCUCCACGAACGAACAUGUUAAGGAGAAAACAAAUAUAUUUCCUUUGGAAGAAAUAGAAAAGGCAACAAACAAUUUUGAUGAAACUCGAGUACUUGGAAGGGGAGGACAUGGAAUCGUCUACAAAGGAAUUCUAUCUGAUCAAAGAGUUGUUGCCAUAAAAAAAUCAAAAACGGUUAAAAAGAGUGAGAUUGACCAAUUCAUAAAUGAGAUUGUUCUUCUUUCUCAGAUAAAUCAUAGAAAUGUAGUUAAGUUAUUUGGAUGUUGCUUGGAAACUGAAGUUCCUUUAUUAAUUUAUGAAUUUAUCACCAAUGGAGCCCUUUCAGAUCAUCUUCAUGUCAUACAAGGCGAAUCUAAAUUAUCAUGGGAUGAUCAUCUCAGGAUCGCCACAGAAUCUGCAGGAGCACUUGCCUAUCUACACUCAGCUGCUUCUAUAUCUAUUUUUCACAGGGAUGUCAAAUCAUCAAAUAUUCUUUUAGAUGAUACUUUAAGGGCAAAGGUAUCGGACUUUGGAGCAUCAAAAUUUAUUCCUCUUGAUCAAACACACAUAGUUACUGUCAUACAUGGCACCUUGGGUUACUUGGAUCCGGAGUAUUAUCAAACUUGUCAAUUGACGGAAAAGAGUGAUGUCUAUAGCUUUGGAGUUAUUCUUCUUGAGCUUUUAACGGGAAAGAAACCUAUCUACUUAACCGACAUUGGGUCACAACAAAAUCUAGCAAUUAAUUUCCUUCAAACAACAAGAGAGAAGAUGCCCUUUAAGCUCAUAGAUGAUUGUAUUUUGCAAGAAGGAACAGAGCAAGAACUUCUUGAAAUGAGUAGUUUGAUAGAAAUGUGUCUAAGUUUGAAAGGAGUGCAAAGGCCUACAAUGAAAGAAGUUGAGUAUAAAUUGCAAGGCAUAAGAAAGACAAGAACGAAGAAGAAAGGACCUGUAUUCCGGAAAGCAACGAGGAAACAGAAUGCUUAGUCACCCUUUCAUCUUCCUCUUCUUCAGAAUUGGCAAACUAAAUAAAUCAAGAAAAUUCCAGAAAUUAUAGCUCAGAGAAAGAAUUCAUGUAGUCACAAAAUUAUCCACGGUAAGCUUAUUUAUGCAUAUGCAAGUUCAUGUACAAUAUGCAUCUAUGUGUUAUAUAUCAUCUUAAACUUUAUUUACUUAAUUUUGUAGAUAUUGAUGUAUUUGUUAUUUC
Messenger RNA from Zingiber officinale, 2984 nucleotides. RefSeq names its product wall-associated receptor kinase 1-like. Gene Ontology annotation, cellular component: plasma membrane. The transcript has 6 exons. The record is from RefSeq and is a predicted model, not a curated record. Bases 155 to 2764 code for a protein of 869 amino acids. NCBI's taxonomy places the organism in Eukaryota, Viridiplantae, Streptophyta, Magnoliopsida, Zingiberales, Zingiberaceae. Gene Ontology annotation, molecular function: protein serine/threonine kinase activity; polysaccharide binding; ATP binding. Gene Ontology annotation, biological process: cell surface receptor signaling pathway; protein phosphorylation.